AUUUUCCCCCCACAAUGCCUUGCUGUAACCCCAGUGACCUAGAACUACACAUGCUGGAUGUAACUGGUGAGAAAAACUAAGAAAACACCAUGUCUAAGGGCGUGAAAGCCGCCAAGAAAAUGGCCCAGGCUGUAGGAGGCCCUAACUUCAUCAAGGGGCUAGUGCCAGCAGGACAGGCUCUCCCAGCCCCGCCUCUGGGACCGAUCCUAGGACAGAGAGGCAUCCCCAUAGCUCAGUUUUGCAAGGAUUUUAAUGAGAAGACAAAACACAUUAAGGAGGGUGUACCAGUGCCAUGCAAGAUAACAAUAUUGCCCAAUAGGAAAUGGAACAUCGAGUUCAAACUACCUCCAGUUUCAUACUUCUUGAAGGCUGCAGCAGGUGUGGCCAAAGGGGCUCAUAGCACAGGACAUGAAGUUGGGGGAAUAGUGACUGUUAAACAUGUUUAUGAGAUUGCUAAAGUAAAAGGCCAAGAGGAACACCUGAAGCAUCUGACCCUUGAGCAGAUGUGUAAAAGCAUCAUCGGACAGGCUAGAUCAAUGGGAAUUCAGGUUGUUCACCAGUUGGAGGCAGAGGAAUAUGGUGUGUUUCUCAAGGAGCUGGCUGAGAGGAGAAAAAGGGAGGCAGAAGAGAAGGCGGCAGCUGCAGAAGAAGCACUGAAGGGCAUGAGAUCAUGACACUGGACAGAUAUUCUGAACUACUUAGAACUUCCAAUGUCACAACUGUGUUCAACUGUAUUUGAGACAACUGACUACAGGACUCCUCUGAAAUCAAGAAUAUAAUAUAGGGAUACCAAUGUUUCUUGACUGAAGGGCUGCAUACUAGUAGAUUGCAACCACUCCUUUCUGAGUACGAAAUUAUGUCUAAGAGGUCAUUGGCAGUGUUAUCUGGUCACUGGUAUAUUACUAGAAGUACAUAUACCCUUCAGUCUCUUUAUUGCAAGUACUGAAAAGCAUACUGUACAUGCAGGUGCCCAUUGUAUAAAACAGUCAUAUCCAAGAGAGUUACCAGCAAGUUUGUAAUAAGCAUGAUACUGAUAGUGAUAAUCGUUCGAUUUUACACUAUAGGUGAAAUAGGU
Messenger RNA from Branchiostoma belcheri (Belcher's lancelet), 1075 nucleotides. Its product is annotated as 39S ribosomal protein L11, mitochondrial-like. The transcript has 5 exons. Lineage: Eukaryota; Metazoa; Chordata; Leptocardii; Amphioxiformes; Branchiostomatidae. Gene Ontology annotation, molecular function: large ribosomal subunit rRNA binding; structural constituent of ribosome. Gene Ontology annotation, cellular component: ribosome; mitochondrial large ribosomal subunit. Bases 90 to 674 code for a protein of 194 amino acids. Gene Ontology annotation, biological process: translation. The record is from RefSeq and is a predicted model, not a curated record.